This is a messenger RNA of Dicentrarchus labrax (European seabass), 1948 nucleotides long. RefSeq names its product RNA/RNP complex-1-interacting phosphatase. Gene Ontology annotation, biological process: protein dephosphorylation. Bases 173 to 1204 code for a protein of 343 amino acids. Lineage: Eukaryota; Metazoa; Chordata; Actinopteri; Moronidae. The transcript is spliced from 8 exons. Gene Ontology annotation, molecular function: protein tyrosine/serine/threonine phosphatase activity; polynucleotide 5'-phosphatase activity. The record is from RefSeq and is a predicted model, not a curated record.
GUUUACUCUGUUUACUCCGUUUAUAAGGUCACACACACACACAGUACAGUUCUGUUAUUAUUGAUUAUUAUUGAUUAUUAAACUCCUGUUCUCUUAUUACGUCAUCAAUAUACAACCUUAUUAUGUUCAGGAGCUAACGGCUAACGGCUAACGGCUAACAGAAGAAGAAGAAAUGAACCGACACGGAAAGAAAAACGGGAUCCCCGACAGGUGGCGAGAUUAUAAAUCUGUUGGUAAAAGACUUCACGGGACUCGAUUCAUCGCCUUCAAAGUGCCGCUGAAUCAGUCUCUGAACCGCCAGCUUCCCUCUCUGGAGGCGUUCGGUCCCUGGGAGCUGCUGGACGUCCUCAACAAAGACAGACAAGAACUGGGUCUGAUCAUCGAUCUGACCUUCACCAGCCGCUACUACGGACCGCACGACGUCCCGCAGUCGCUGCUGCUGGUGAAGAUCUUCACUCGAGGUCACGAGGUCCCCAGCGACGACACCAUCCUCAGCUUCAAGCGCGCCGUGCGACGGUUCCUACGAGACAACGCCGACAACGACAAGCUGAUCGGCGUCCACUGCACCCACGGCCUGAACCGCACCGGAUACCUGAUCUGCAGGUAUCUGAUAGACGUUGAUGGGAUGGAUCCUAAAGAGGCUGUAGCGUUGUUUAACUCGUCGCGGGGCCACGCUAUCGAAAGACCCAACUACCUGGAAGAUCUCCAGCGUGGACCGAAGAGGAGUAACGAGGGGAUGGAGGAGUCGGAGCAGGAGCCAAUGAGAGGUCGAGCUGCACACCGGCCGUCAGACAGUGACCGCAGAGAGGAGCGACGACCUCACUCCGCCGACUGGUACCACAGGUCUUACCCUCCAACAGGAAACCACCGCUCCCAUCACCAGCACCCCCACGACGGCCUGCUCCCCAGUCCUCCGUUACUACCUCCGCCUCCUUUCUGUCCACCCACGGGCGCCCCGCUGCACCACCACCACCCGUACCGAUGGACCCCGCCUCACCCCGACAGUCAGUGGAGGAGACCCCCCCGCCCAGUGGACAGAAGGAGAGGUCCUCCUCCUCCUCCUCUUCCUCCUCCCCUCCCCCGCUACUCCGCACGCUGGACCAACGAGUCCAACGGCCUGCGUGAGCGACCCGAGGAGGAGUGGGCCGGCCGCCAGAUGAGACCUCACCACAGACACAGAGUGAACACGUACGACAACUACUGACAGACAGCUGGACUCUUCCUUUCAUCUGCUGUUACACUGAAUGUGAUUAAUGAGUCCGAUGUUCACUGGAAACCUUUUUAUCAGCUCAACUCUAAGUCUAUUCUAAUCGAUCGGUAUCGGCUAACAUAAAGCCGAUCAGAAUCCACAGCGUAGAGUUUGACUGGACGGAUGAGGAUCCGGACUGUAGACGUGGAGCAGAGUUCAGACUGGGUUUUACUUCCAGCUGUCGGAGCCGAUGAAUGUUUGUCAGCUCUGAGAUCUUAAUGUGCCUUUUUCAUACUGACCUCAAAUCAGUCCAGUGUUGAUCCCCGCUGCCAAGGAGAACUGUGGACAUGUUUACGGUUUUAUUCUCUUUUUAUUGGACUCUUUUAUAUUUGGUCUUUAUUUUAUCGGCUGCUUCUCACUGAGAGGAUCUGGAACGUGCACAGGUUUACUCUUUCACCUCAGAUUGGAUCCCUUUUUAUUAAAUUCAGACAAUUAGAACUGCAACUAAUGAUUAUUUCCAUCAUCCCUCUAUGUGUUGGUUGUUUUCUUGAUGGAUUAAUUAGUUUGUUGCUCUAUAAAAUGAUGUAAAAUAUAAAAAUAUAACCAUCACAGUUUCCAGAGCCCGGGGUGAUGUGUUCAAUGUGAAGCUGUUUCCAUGUGGAACCAGUUACAUUUUUAUCUUUUUAGUUUAAAAAUGGACUCUCUGUAUUAUCAUUAAAACAUUUGUGAGUUUACAAUAAAGUGUCGCUGUGACGUGAA